This is a messenger RNA of Ixodes scapularis (black-legged tick), 3359 nucleotides long. RefSeq names its product inositol-tetrakisphosphate 1-kinase. The transcript has 9 exons. The record is from RefSeq and is a predicted model, not a curated record. Gene Ontology annotation, cellular component: cytoplasm. Gene Ontology annotation, molecular function: inositol-1,3,4-trisphosphate 5-kinase activity; inositol-3,4,5,6-tetrakisphosphate 1-kinase activity; inositol-1,3,4-trisphosphate 6-kinase activity. Gene Ontology annotation, biological process: inositol trisphosphate metabolic process. Bases 340 to 1407 code for a protein of 355 amino acids. NCBI's taxonomy places the organism in Eukaryota, Metazoa, Arthropoda, Arachnida, Ixodida, Ixodidae.
GAGCGGCUGCGGCAUCGGGGCAUCGGUGGCAUCGGCAAUCUCGGCAGCUAUCGAGCGCGAGUGGUCGUGGGCAAGACGAGCGGGGUUGGAAAGAAAAAAAAAAAAAAAAAAAGAACCGAAACAAAACUGUAAUCGAAAAAGGAUCCCAGUAUAUUGUGUCACGAGUUGGAGGAGACAGCGUGCGGUAGUGGUGGCAGCGUUUGCAACGUUGUCGUGCAAUCCUAUCCGUUGACAAACAGCAGCGGCUAGACAGCGACGAGCAUGUGGUACGGCCGCAGCGUCGUCGAGCAGCACCGACCACAGCCGCAGUUUUGAGUCUCGCUUGAGUCGGCGGAACACAUGUGCAACAUGGAAGCAUCGUCCCGGCCCCGCGUGGGAUUCUGGUGGGGCGACAAGAAGAGCCGGGAACUCAGCACCGAGGACUUCACGCAAGCGUGCUCGUCCCACGGCCUGGAGCUCGUUAAGCUCGACUUUAGCCGCCCGCUCGAGGAGCAGGGACCCCUGUCGGCCAUCGUGCAUAAGUUCUGCGACAUCUUGGUGCGGGCGGACCAUGGAGACGCCGAGUGCCAGCGGAUCACGGCCGACUUCGAGAGGUUCUGCAAGGCGCACCCGGAGGUGCUGGUCCUGGACCCGCUGGAGAACGUGCGCAAGGUGCUGAACCGGUACCGGCAGUACAAGCUGGUCGAGCAAAGCAAGCUUGGGAGUACAGACUGGGUGUUCAUCCCACCAUUUGUGGAGCUAACGUCGGCGGACCCACAGGAAAACCUGGAGCGGCUCAGGAGCCAUGCGGUUCAGUUCCCCAUCGUGUGCAAGCCUCUGGUGUCUCACGGCAUGAAGAAGGCUCACCAGAUGUGCCUGGUGUUUGGUCCCGGCGGCCUGGGCGAGGCUCCAGUGCCCUGCGUGGCCCAGCAGUUUGUGGCACACGACGCCCGCCUUCUCAAGGUGUACGUGCUGGGGCCCCACUACUACCUGACGUGGCGGCCGUCACUGCGCAACUUUACGGCAGGGGACCAGCCGAGCAUCUGCUUCAACAGCCAGGACAUCUCUAAGCCCCACUCCAGCUCCCCGCUCAACGCCCCACUGCCUCCGAAUGCUGCGGCGCAGCCGUGCCCGCACAAGCUGCGCUUCCUGGUGGACGUGGUGCGUCAGGAGCUGGGUCAGCUGCUCUUUGGUAUGGAUGUUAUCAUGGAGAAGGGCACAGGGCGCCUCUGCAUCAUCGACGUCAACAACUUCCCCGGUUAUGACGGCGUGGCCAACUUCCUGGACAAGCUGAGCGCGCUGCUGGCGGAGCUGGUGUCUUCGGAGCCCCCGGACUCUGGCAUCGACACCUCGGACUCCUCUGACGAGCGGAAGCCACAAAUGUGCCGGACGCCCAAGAAGCUGCACCUGCGACCGCCACACCCCUGAGAAGCCCCAGUGACUGUCUGUACAGGGAGACUUUAUGUGGCCCCGCCCCCAAACGGCACGGGCAUCGGCACGUGCGGAAAGUGGGCCCGCGGCACGCUCGCUGCAACCUGCGACGCGCCGGUCCUACCCCAAACAUGACGUUGGCACGGACCAAUGUCAGUGUUUUGGUUGUGCGCUGGCUGGACAAUAUUAUCCGAGCAGUCGCAAACCAGCGUUGGCGUGCGUUCGGUCAACAUUGUGUUGGGGGUACAAAAUUUUUGUUCCAACGUGUGAGGGGCUGUUCGCAUCCCAGUGUGACAUUGCUGCAGACCAAUGCAUGUCCGUGUUCUGGUCAUGUGGUGGUUUGCCAAGAUUGUCUGACCAGUGGCAAACUAGUGUUGGCAUGUGUUCAGUCAGUGUUUUGCCGGGGCACAACAUUCUUGCUGCAAUGUGUAAUGGGCUGUUUGUAUCCCAGUGCAACGUUAAUACGGACCAAUGCCGGUAUUCCGGUCGUGUGGUGGCUCGUUACAUUAUCAGACCAGCAGCAAAGCAGCAUUUUCUUGCGUUCAAUUGACAUUGUGUUGGGGUGCAGCACACUUGUUGCAACAUGUAAAGGCCCGUUAACAUAUUUGCGAUUCUUUAGGAAAAGCCGUAUUUACAUCCACCAAGAUCUAGAGCAGUGGUUCUCAACCACAGAUGUUUUGGGGAGCCCCUCUUGAUUGGCAGAAGUAAUGGGCACCCCAUCUGCCAAGGAGCAGCAUUGAACGGUUGCAAUGAAAAUAGGAUAAAUUAAGGAAACUAGAUAUGGCGCAAACCAACUUUGCAGCCCUUAAACGGAGAAUAAUGAACCCUACUCACUUGGUGCACGUGAUUUCGUCUAUUUAGAGCUUUGUGAAAUAGUAACUAUAAAAAAAAAAAAAAACAUUUUAGUAUUUAGCUUGAUUGAGCACCAAAACUGACCCAAAGGGUUCGUGGACCCCGAUUUCGAACCACUGGUCUAGAGAAUUUUCGUAGAGUUUCAUUUGUUUACAUUAAUAGUUAUUUUUGGAGCACAGUUCUUAAGGCCCAUUCACACUUUUACGACCUCUUAAAACUUAGUCCCUUGAAACCUCUUGCAACGAGAGGACACUGGCGCCAUCUAUAAGGUGGCAGUGUAAACGUGGCGGUCCGGCAUAUUUUUUUAUUUGUCUCGCGCAUUAUCCUUUCUUUCUCGGCUCGAAAAACUUUUGUCAGCGUUAUAAACGAGCCUUUCUUAUAGGUGUUACGCACAUUUGACCUCGGAAACCCCGCAAAACCUUCGCUCUUGUGAAAUGCAGUUCCAGGGUAACCGCAUAGAUGGCGCCAGAGUACCAGUGUGUUCCCUCGUUUAAGAAAUUUUGAGAGGUUUCAACAAGUCUUGUCUCUGUCGGUCGCACUCGGGUGCAAGAGUGUGAACGGGUCUUUAGGCGCCCGUUUCUGGGUCAGGCGGCAACGCUGUCGGUGUAAUUGGACAUGUUGUAUUAUGGGACCUCACAGUUUCCCCGCUAAAUUUAGCGGGGAAACAAUGUUAAAACAACCAUUUCUUAUAAUACCCGAGCUCGCAAAUACGGCAAAACCUACGCUCUAGUGAAAUGGAGCUCCAGGAUCACCUAGGUGGUGUCGGCGUGUCUUUCAUACCAAGAGAUUUUGAGGUGUUUCGAGGCACAUAAUCCCAAAAAAACGCGAGUAUGCAAACGGGCCUUAAAACAAGGUGUUCGUAGCUUAGCAUGACAUUGGUGCGGACCAAUGUCAGUGUUUCUGCGACGCGUUGGCGCGACGACUCGGUGGCAAACCAAGAUCAUUCCGCGUUGAAUUAGGUGUCGUGUUGGGGUGCAGUUGAGUCCAGAGUGUCGGGGUUUGUGCAACGAAAUGCUUGGAGGGCGGUUUUCUUUUUGGCAGCCGUGUCGGUCUUGCGAGACCGGCACACCCAAAAUAAAGGUGUCUUCACCCGCGCU